AUGUCGAAUUCUAUGAAUGAUCCAGAUUCAAAUGCAUCAGUAUUGAACAAUAUUAAUUCAAAUGGAACCAAUACGGAUAUUUCAACUGUAACAUCAACACCAUUAUCACAACAGAAUAUUGGUGGUCGAAAAUUGACUUCUAGAGUCUGGCUAUAUGCGAAGAAAUCAGAUGAUGGUCAAGAAGCUGCUUGUUUGCUAUGUGAUUAUACAUGUUCAUGUCGAUCACAUUCUACAUCAACAAUUCGACAACACCUUAUUAUUAAACACAACAAAUUAGAUUUGAUAUUAAAAUCAUCAUCAGUUCUUGCAAAAUUUAAAAUUUCAGAAGGUUUAAAAAAUGAACUGCAUCAACUAUGUUAUUAUGCAAUUAUUAAAGAUGGUCGUCCAUUCAACGACCUGAAUAAGAUUGGUAUUACAGCUUUGAUAAAUAAACUUUGUCCUGGUUAUAAACCACCACAUAGAAAUCAAGUUGUUCGGCAUUUAAAAGAUUUAAACAAACAUCAUCAUGAUCUAUUGAAAGAAGAAUUAAAAACAGUUUAUCGAUUGAGCAUUACACUCGAUUUCUGGUCAAACCGAAAAAAUGAAUCAUUUCUAUGUAUUACAGGUCAUUGGAUGAAUAAUUCUCUUGAUUCUAUUUCGAAAAUCAUUGAUUUUUCUUGCUUCAAUGAACGACAUACAGCUAUUGAAAUUACCAAGGUUUUGAGAGAAAAAAUGAUUGAUUUAGGUGUUUAUGACAAAGUUUUUUGUAUUACUUGUGAUGGUGCUGAAAAUUUGGUUUAG
This is a messenger RNA of Rotaria sp. Silwood1, 780 nucleotides long. NCBI's taxonomy places the organism in Eukaryota, Metazoa, Rotifera, Eurotatoria, Philodinida, Philodinidae. The record is from the annotation of a GenBank genome assembly.